AUGUCGUUUGUGUGCACUGUGUUGUUCGACCGGCAGCACCUGGUUGCCAAAAACCUAGCAGGACGUCUUCAUGAAGCACUUGGGCAUGUUAUCAAGGCUGUCAACUUGAUAAAAAGUAGUGCACUGAAAGAUCGCCUCUUUCAGCAAUUAUGUGAAAAGAACAAUGAAGAAUUUGAAAAACUUGUGUUGCACACAGAAGUCAGGUGGCUUUCUAAAGGGAAACUCAAGCUGUUCUGGUUGAACCUUGGAAGACGAGAGUUUGCACAGUUUCCUUCCUUAGCAGUUAUUUCCACCGAUCUGCUUGAUGAUGACCUAGCAGUGUAUGUUGACCAUCUGAAGCAGUUGCGUAAUGAUAUGGACACUCGCUUCUCUGACCUACUCCAAAUGACUGUGCCACACUGGUUUGUGGAUCCCUUCAUUGCUGAUGUAUCUGAAGUUGAUGUCACCUUACAAGAAAGUCUCAUUGAACUUCAGAAUAACACAACAGCUCAAGCAAGGUUCAAGCGUGGAGGACACCAGAAGCUGUGGAUGAAUCAAGAUGUGUAUAAGAAGUACCCAAUACUCUGGAAAGAUGUGAAGUUGCUCUUACUUGCCUUCCCACGUCUUACUUGGUUGAGACUGGUUUCAGUCGGGUGA
This is a messenger RNA of Macrobrachium nipponense, 636 nucleotides long. Its product is annotated as zinc finger MYM-type protein 6-like. NCBI's taxonomy places the organism in Eukaryota, Metazoa, Arthropoda, Malacostraca, Decapoda, Palaemonidae. The record is from RefSeq and is a predicted model, not a curated record. The transcript is spliced from 2 exons. Bases 1 to 636 code for a protein of 211 amino acids.